Chanos chanos (milkfish) is the source of this 1104-nucleotide messenger RNA. It is a transcript of the gene lrtm2a, whose product is annotated as leucine rich repeat transmembrane protein 2a. Gene Ontology annotation, molecular function: protein binding. NCBI's taxonomy places the organism in Eukaryota, Metazoa, Chordata, Actinopteri, Gonorynchiformes, Chanidae. The transcript is spliced from 3 exons. The record is from RefSeq and is a predicted model, not a curated record. The coding region runs from base 1 to 1104 and encodes 367 amino acids.
AUGCAGCCAGCAGAGUGGCACCUUGGACUUACCACAACCUGCAGUCCAGCUCUGCUGUCUGUGCUGUGUAUUUUGGUUACACAGCUGUGGUUGGGUAGUAGCUGUCCAUCGGUGUGCAUCUGUAAUGCCUCUGAGGCAGACUGCAGCGGGCGUGGCUUGGUCUCUCUGCCCAGUCUGGGCCUUUUGCCUCCAUCGACACACACACUCCUUCUGUCUAACAACAGACUCUCGUCGCUGGCGCCUGCCUCCUUCGCAAACCUCACUGCGUUGGAGCAUCUCGAUCUCUCCAACAACUACCUGGACAAACUGCCCGCAGGCGUGUUUGCGCAGCUGCCCAACCUGACUGCUCUGAGUCUGCGCAAUAACAGCCUCACUGUGUUGGAAACAGAACUCCUGCAGGGUCUGCUGCAGCUGCGCACGCUUGACCUAUCACUUAACGGCCUGUCUGUUGUGCCCGUGGGUCUUCUGGAUGAACAGGCUGGCCUGCGCUGGUUGUCUUUAGCAGGGAACAGGCUCCAUGCAUUGGAGAGAGCAGCAUUUGAACCCCUGGCAAACCUACAGCACCUGGAACUGGGCAACAAUCCCUGGGAGUGUGACUGCAACCUCAGAGACUUUAAACACUGGAUGGAAUGGCUCCUGUACAGGGGUGGUUAUGUGGAUGCAGUGGAGUGUACAUUGCCUAAGGACCUGCGUGGGCGGGAUAUCCGAGGCGUUCCCGUGGAGAUGUUCAAUUACUGCCUGCAGUUGGAGGAUGAGAACGGGGCUGGGGCCGGGGGCACAAAAGGAGGUUCGCCACCUUGUAACCGCGCAACAGCGGCCCCACCCUCUGAGGGCAUUGUAACUGCAGGGGAGGCGGGCUUACCGGACUGUGUGAAGCAGCGCUAUCGUCCAGUGAGUGUGCGCAGGGCUAUUGGUACAGUGGUAAUCGCAGGCGUGGUGUGUGGCAUCGUAUGUAUCAUGAUGGUCGCCGCGGCAGCGUACGGGUGUAUUUACGCCUCCCUGAUGGCCAAAUACCAACGCGAACUGAAGAAGAGACAGCCACUCAUGGGUGAUGCCGAGGCUGAAACAGACCCCGACGACAAGCAGAUCUCCUCAGUCGCCUAA